This is a messenger RNA of Syngnathoides biaculeatus (alligator pipefish), 3377 nucleotides long. Its product is annotated as CUB domain-containing protein 1-like. The transcript has 9 exons. Bases 619 to 3054 code for a protein of 811 amino acids. The record is from RefSeq and is a predicted model, not a curated record. NCBI's taxonomy places the organism in Eukaryota, Metazoa, Chordata, Actinopteri, Syngnathiformes, Syngnathidae.
AAGGGGAAUCCAGUCUAACUUCGUCUGUCAGCCUAUCCAUUACUACCGCAAACAGGAAGGGGCUCAGCGCGGAUCCCUGAUGCAGUCCCACCUCCACCUUAAAUUCUUCUGACACAUCUCCGGCACAUCUCACCGCUGUUCUGCUGCCCUCAUACAUGUCCUGUACUAUUCUAACAUAUUUCUCCGCCGCACUAGACUUGCGCAUGCAGCACCACAGUUCCUCUCUUGGUACUCUGUCAUAGGCUUUCUCUUUUUUUGUACCCAGCAAGUGCAUUUUAGAGUCAUUCAUUCUCUUAUUUAUUUAUUUUUUUUUUGAACACCGAAAGUAGGCAGCGUGUGUAGUAGCUGCUUUUUCCACCUCUUAAUGAUAAACUAGUAUCAGUGUGAAGAUAAGCUAGCAAGCUAGCUUGCCCUCAGUUUACCUGCAGCAGUUGACCACGCCCUCGUGCGCAAACACACGCGCACAACCAGGAAGCUGAAAGUUGAGGAAGACUCUUCUCUUCUUCUUCUUCUUCUCACCCCCCGACCGAGACACGAUGGGUCCGCCGUGCUCCAAGGUCCAGUGAAUUCACUCACUCGGGGACGAAGUCUUGGCGUACCUGCGAAUUGUCGGCCAGCAUGCCGCUUUUGGGCGUUCCGCUCUGCUUUCUUCUCUCCUGCGUCGUCUUCGCGGUUUCAGGGUUCCAGAGAGUGACUCUCACCCCCGAGCCCGGCACCACCGUCAACAUCAGCGGCGAGGCCGCGGGCUCGUCUUGCAAAGUGUGCAGUGGGGCGAGGCGCAGCUGCGACAAGUCACUCCUGUUGAAAGGCGACACCCCCGUCACGAUGGAGUUCACUUGCCCCCGACCCGAAGAUGAAUUCAUGGUGGAGAUCAUACGAGACAUAGAAUGUACCACAAAGGCGUGCAUUGGUGACAUCACGCAGACGGACUCGGGCGUCGAUCCUUGGUGGGAUUUCCACCGCAGAUUCACCUGGAACCUGAAAGACUCGGGACCGAAGUCGAUCCAAGUGGACUUUAGCAAGACGGGCCUGAGACAAAUUCCUCCAUCUGAAACCUGCCCAGAUAUGCACACCUACACCUUCAAGGCCUUCCAGGCAACGGGGACUGCGGUCCUUGGGAAAUACUGCAGGGCUGGCCCCAUCAGCAGUGGUCAGAUUCAAAACAAGGGCAGCUUCUCUCUGGAUGUCCCGCCAGGAUUGAGGGUCCAAAGUGACCAGUUUGCCGUGUCUGUUGGGGAGGAAAUCAAAUCUCUUGCCAAAAUCACAGUGAGGUUGCCACAUGGGCAGUCUUCCUCCGAGGUGCUGUCUCCAAACUUUCCCGGGAGUUUUCCCGACGACGACGUGAUGGAGUGGUACUUUGAGGUCACGGACAUAAACAGGGUCGCGAUUGAGUUCCUGGACCUCACGGAGCCGCAUUGCCUGAAGAAGGAAACUGCGGCCGAGUACCACAGCAAAGGGAGGCUGGCCCUGGUGACGGCUCUGACGGACCCCCAGCCGGUUCAAAUUCGGGGAGAAUUUUCUCUGAUUCUGAGGAACUGUGAGACGGACAGAAGACGGGCUGAUUCUCAAGGACUCUCCCUGAAACUCAAGGUGACAUCCUCAAGAGCGAGCUCACCAGUGUUGUGCACUGUGGACAUGAGGAAAACGAAGCACCUUUCCGUGCACUUGGAGAGGCUGAAAUCUGCCUCCGACUGUGAGAUGAAAAUAAACUCCGCGACAAGGGAGCAGAUCACGGUGCCGCCCGGGACCGUCUCUCUGCUGUCUUUCCAAGACUGCCUUCCUCAAGACGUCAACGUCAUAGCCAGUGGCGUCAUCGCGUGCAAUCAACUCAAAGACUGUCCGAAGUUCCCGGUGCCACUCACGGUGCCUUCCCUGCCGGACUGCCUGCCGUCCCCCCUGAGCGCCGUGACGUGGGCCCUGCGUCCUCCCCCGCACGGCACCGUGGAGCUCGGCUCUUCAACGUCGCCGCUGCGGCAGUCUCUGCCGGGUCGAUCGUGCGACGACAGCGUCAUUACCCUGACGGAGGACGACGGCACCGCCGUCGGCCGCUUCUGUCCCCGGGGGGCCAUUGAGAAGGUCCAAAUCCACAGCAACGUAUCGGUGACUGUGGCCGGAGUGGGGGGCAAAGCCCUCAUCCAGUCUGGGAAGUCUUUGUUGACUGCUAGUUUAAAAGAGGACAUAGCAGAAAGGUACAUCUUCACAGUGUCGCCCAAAAGAGAGGAGCCCCUCCUCCUGGGGACGCCCGGCUGGCCAGCGGGGAUGGAGUCCUACGCCACCGUGUCCUGGAUCGUCAGGCUCCCCCCGAAGAUGGAGGCGCACUUGAGCUUCGUCAACCUGAGCCAGCCCAAGUGUGCCAACCGCCACACCAACAUCCGGGUGCAGAGGUUCGACAGUCUGGAGGAGGACUACAGCCGCAGGGAAGACGAGGCGGCCGACGACGUCAGCGUCUCCGAGAGCUUCUACCUCAACAUGUCCAACUGCAUGCCCGAGAGAGGAGAGUUCAAGGUCAUCGCCGAGAUCACGGUCCAGAAAGACCAACUGCUGAUUAUCAUCGUGAGUGUGGUCGCUGCCCUGGUGCUCCUUUUUAUCGUCGUGCUGGUGGUGGUCUGUUUUGUCAUCAAGAAGAAGAAAAAGAAGCUUGAGCAUCAGGUGUCCAUCUACAAUCCCAACGGAAGCGCCUUCCAGCCCCGGCGCAACGGCUUCCCGAAAACCCGCGAAGACAACGAGUCCCACGUCUACGCCUCCAUUGAGGACACGCUCGUCUACACCCACCUGCUGAGAAAAGGGGCGGAAAUGGGAAUCUACAACGAGUCAGACACGUACCAGUCCUUCCCGGGGGGGGCGGACUCGCAGCCGUCGCAAGACGACGGCGAGAUGGAGACGGGAGUUUACCGGGCGUAUCCGUCGUCGUCCGAGCGGGCGCCGCCGCUUCCCAACAGGCCCCCCAGCCACAGCUACGCCCUCGUGGACAACGUGAUCUACCAGGGCCGGUCCUCCUCGGACGAGUCCCCGGCGAAGAUGGGCGCACGGCUGGAGCCGGAGGGAGGCAACUGAUUGGAUGCUGGAUUUCCAAAUCGUUCUUUCGUUUUCCCUGCGCGGGUUUUUGCACCAAAUUCACAAACUCGCCUGCCGCUUCUCUGGUGAAAUCGAAACCGGAUCUCGCUUUCCUGCGUCCGACCGAUGGAAAUAGACUGUGUCACAAGGACGGCUUUUCGUUUGGGAUACGGCGUCGCACUUUUGGAAUAACUGUGUUGAGGAGUGGCCAUAACAGAAGCCUUUUAGCCAUUUUUAGUAAUAAUGAUAAUAAAGUGGUGUAAAGAGAUGCUUCCUUUGUUCAUUGCCUGCAUGGAAGCUUGUAAGCAAACUAAAACUCACCA